GGAGCGGAUGGGGAGAGGGGGCAGGCGCCGAGCGGACGGCUCGAGGGCGGCGGCGCGGCGGCGAAGACCCGCGGCAGGCGAGGAUCGACGCCAGCCGGUACGGCAACGUCGGCGACAAGUACGGCGUGAGCGCCUUCCCGACGAUGAAGCUCUUCAUCGACGGGACGGUGUUCGACUACGACCCGCACCAGGGCCGAGGGUGGCAGCAGAUCGUGAAGUGGGUUAACCGCCACAUAGACCGCGACCACAUCAUAUCGAAGGUGGAUGACAUUGAGCACUACCUUCAUGAUAAUGAGCUCAACGUCGUGGGGCUCUACCAGGACGGCUACAACAGCACCGCCUUCGGGGUCUCGGCUCGGCACUUCGACGACGUCAUUUUCGCGGAGGCGCGGGGCAGCGAGGUUUCCCGCGGCAUCGCCGAGAAGCUCGCCGUGCACGCAACCCUGACGUGCGAAACCAUGACCGUGGGGCAGAGUCACGAGGGCAAGAAGGCGUUAACGCUGCCGCGCGCCGACAUGAAGUGCAGCGACGCCCCGCGCAACCCGCAGCGGCCCGAGUGGACCGACACCUUCAAAGUCGAGGUCGCCGGCACCGAGAUGUCGGUGUCGAGGGCCGACUCCAACGGCGGGUGGCAGCAGAACUUGCAGAUCAAGUGCUGCGACGACGAGAGCCACCCCAGCGGCGAGCAGAAGAAGCUGGUCAAGAUCGACGUGCCAUCCGUGGUGAUGUUCAUGCCGCACGACGAGCGCUUCGCGGUCUACGACGGGGACAUGGAAGACACCCACGCCCUGGACAGAUGGAUCUCUGGCAGGCGCUUGCCAAUGGUUAUGAGCCUCAACGACCAGACGGCCGAGAAGCUGCUGGCCGGCAGAGAGACCCCAGUUCUCUUCCUCAUCCGGAAGGACGAGGGCGCCGAGCCCGAGGGCGUCCUCAGAGAGGCCGCCAAGCAGCUUCGCGGGCGCAUCCUCAUCUGCUUCUCGGGCC
Prorocentrum cordatum is the source of this 984-nucleotide messenger RNA. NCBI's taxonomy places the organism in Eukaryota, Dinophyceae, Prorocentrales, Prorocentraceae. The record is from the annotation of a GenBank genome assembly.